Molecule: messenger RNA, 1776 nt
Organism: Thalassophryne amazonica
Lineage: Eukaryota; Metazoa; Chordata; Actinopteri; Batrachoidiformes; Batrachoididae
Gene: pigu
Product: phosphatidylinositol glycan anchor biosynthesis, class U
Exons: 12
Coding region: 14-1321 (435 amino acids)
Biological process (GO): attachment of GPI anchor to protein; protein localization to cell surface
Cellular component (GO): GPI-anchor transamidase complex; membrane
Source: RefSeq, a predicted model, not a curated record
GUUCCUUGUCACUAUGGCGGCUCCCUUGAGUCUGUUAGUGGUUGUAGCUGUUACAAUCCGCGCUGCUCUUUUUAGUUCCAGUUUAGCGGAUUUAAUAGCAGAGAGAGUGGAGGUGGUUUCUCCGCUCAAUGCCUGGAAAAGAGUGGUUGAAGGAUUGGCUCUCCUCGAUCUGGGAGUCUCGCCGUACUCUGGAGAUGUUUUCCAUGAGACUCCUCUCAUCAUUUACCUCUUUCACUUUUUGGUGGAUUAUGCAGAAAUAACAUUUAUAGUAGCAGAUGGGAUCACUGCUGUGGCUCUCUACAUUGCAGUGAAGGACUACAACAAACAAGUGUUCAGAAAACAGAAAUUUGCCUUGGAGGCGGACCGGUAUCCAAUGGAUUGUCUGGAGCUGAUCAGAAGCCCCAAAGAGAUGUACUACAUCCCUCUGAAAGUAGCCACGUUUUACCUGUUGAACCCGUUUACCAUCCUGUCCUGUGUUGCCAAAUCAACCUGCGGUCUAAAUAACGCCGUCAUUGCCCUCUUCAUCCUCUCCACCGUUAAAGGAAGUGCUUUGCUGAGUGCGAUAUUUCUGGCUUUGGCCACCUAUCAGUCCAUCUAUCCUCUCACCCUGUGUGCUCCAGCGCUGCUGUAUUUGCUGCAGCGUCAGUACAUCCCGGUGAACUUUCGGCGAUUCAGCUUCUGGUGGUUUGUUGUGCAGUUUGCCUUCAUGUACCUGGGCAGCCUUUUCGUCAUCAUCUGCCUCUCCUUCUUUUUACUCGGCUCCUGGGACUAUCUGUCAUCAGUCUACGGCUUCAUCCUCUCUGUGCCCGAUCUGACCCCCAACAUCGGUCUUUUCUGGUAUUUCUUUGCCGAGAUGUUCGAACACUUCCGCCUCUUCUUUCUCUGCGUCUUCCAGAUCAACGUUUUCUUCUACACCAUCCCGUUGUCAAUCAAGCUCAAAGAGCAUCCGGUGUUUCUCAUUUUCAUGCAGCUCGCGGUGAUCUCCAUCUUUAAGUCUUACCCCACUGUGGGUGACAUUGCGUUCUACUUGGCCUUCCUUCCUGUUUGGAGUCAUCUGUACAGAUUCUUAAGAAAUAUCUUCCUGGUGUCCUGUGUCCUGCUGGCCUGUUCGGCUCUGUUUCCUGUACUGUGGCACCUCUGGAUCUAUGCCGGCAGCGCCAACUCCAACUUCUACUAUGCUAUAACUCUACUCUUCAACGUGGCACAGAUCCUGCUGGUAUCGGAUUAUUUCUACGCCUUCUUGAGAAGAGAACAUCAUCUCACCUACGGAUUGUACCUGAAAAGGAAAGAUGGCUCCGAGGCCACACUGGUACUCAAAUAAAACAUGUUUUCUUCCUCACCCGGCCGGCAGCUUCGACCUAAAAAGGAGAAACAGGAACUGGCGAGGACAAGAGCACACAGCUCCUCCAGCAGAACAUUCAUAUUCACACACACACAAACAUGGAACGUGUACCUGGUACAGAACUGAGGUCCCAACAUGCUACCGGACAGGUGUGACGUGUAAUGUAGACAUGUCACUGGCUGGCUGUCAGGCUCCUCCCACAUGAAACCAGAACUUCAUGAUCCUUUUAUAACUUCAUGAUCAUGGGAUCUUAUUCUGAAGACACUCUACACCUGUGGUUGGGGAUUUGUUUACUCGACGGAUUUGCAUUUUUGACACACCCGUUAUUCUUUAUCUCUCCCCCUUGGAAGACUUUUAUUUUAAAGGAUCAUAUCUACAGUUGUAUGCAAAAGUUUGGGCACCCCUGAUAAGUUUCAUGAUUUUCAUUUAUAAAU